UUCUCCGUUCGGUCUUUCAGAUAUCGUCGCUAUAUUAGAGAAGCACAGAAGUUCCUAGGUUUGGUUCUUCUUUGCAUGAUGAGGAUUUCAGCCGAUACAAUUCGCACAGUGUUUGGGAUCCUAGGGAACGGAACCGCCCUCGUGCUGUUCUUCUCGCCAGCCCCAACAUUCCGCAGGAUAUGGAAGAGCGGAAGCGUGGAGCAAUUCCACGCCACCCCCUACCUCGCCACCCUUCUCAACUGCAUGUUCUGGAUACUGUACGGCCUGCCCAUGGUGCACCCCCACAGCACCUUAGUCCUCACCAUCAACGGCUCCGGCCUCGUCAUCGAGCUCACUUACGUGAUCAUCUUCCUCCUCUACUCCGAGAGGAACCAGAGGCUCCGCGUGCUACUGGUGCUGAUUAUCGAGAUCCUUUUCGUCGGUGCAGUAGCCGCGGUCGUCCUCACCAUCGUCCACGGCUACGUGCGGCGCUCGUUGGUCGUCGGUGUGCUCUGUGUAAUCUUCGGAACCCUCAUGUACGCGUCUCCCUUAUCCGUGAUGAAACAGGUGAUCGAGACGAAGAGCGUGGAGUUCAUGCCUCUCUUCCUUUCGCUUGCUUCUUUCUUCAAUGGCAUAUGCUGGACGAUCUACGCUCUCAUUCGCUUUGACCUCUUCAUCACUAUUCCAAAUGGCUUGGGCGUGGCAUUUGCAGUCGGUCAGCUGAUACUGUACAUGAUGUACCGUGGAUCGACGGUGCAACAGAUGAAAGAACGGAAGCAGAAGAUGGAGAUGGGACUCGUGAAUACGAAUGGAAGCUUAAAAGACGACCUGGAAAACGGGACCAAGAUCGGAAAUUGACGAGGCCGGCGAUGUCUCCCGAUACCAACAAUAAUAACCCUAAACCCUAAAAAUGGGCACAUCAAGCUGUGUGUUUUGUUAGCUCCACUUAAUCCUUCUUCACCUCUUAAUAUACGAGAGAAAGGUUACUUGAUGAUCAGAAAAGUUUGAAAGUGCUUUAAUAUCUC
This is a messenger RNA of Musa acuminata subsp. malaccensis (wild Malaysian banana), 1004 nucleotides long. Its product is annotated as bidirectional sugar transporter SWEET4. NCBI's taxonomy places the organism in Eukaryota, Viridiplantae, Streptophyta, Magnoliopsida, Zingiberales, Musaceae. The record is from RefSeq and is a predicted model, not a curated record. Gene Ontology annotation, cellular component: membrane. Gene Ontology annotation, biological process: carbohydrate transport. Gene Ontology annotation, molecular function: sugar transmembrane transporter activity.